AUGCGAUAUAAAAUUGAAUUAGAAACACGUGAGUUUGUCGACAUUUUUCAACAUCGUCUUGAUUAUAUUUCAACAUUGAAUACGGACAAUUUACAACAAUUAAAUGCUGUUAAACAACAAAAUUUACUUCUAUUACGAACAUUAAAUUCCAUUAAAUUAUAUAAACAACAACAGCAGCAAAAUGUAGCAAUACCUCCAUUUAAACAAUGUAAUGAUACAAACACCACAGUGCAACAAUCGGAAUUAAAUGUUAUUGAAACUGGUUUUCGUUUACCAUCGGGUUUGAGUUAUCUAAAACAUCUACAUGGAAAAACAAAUUUAUUAUCGCCACAAUUUCAGCGUACAUCAAAUUCAAAGAGGCAAACUGUAUAUUCAAAUUAUACGAUUGUUAUUGGUAUGCCAACAGUAAAACGCGAAAAACAAUCGUAUUUAAUUAAAACAAUACAAUCAUUGAUUGAUAAUUUGAAUAAAAACGAACUACAGCGAAUAUUAAUCGUUUGUCUCAUUGGUGAACCGUACAAUAUUGAAUAUGUUCUAGCAACGUCACAAGAAAUUGAAAAAUUAUAUGCUGAACAUAUUGAAAAUGGUCUACUCGAAAUUGUUGCACCGCCGUCAGAAUAUUAUCCAGAUUUGAACAAUUUGAAGUUAACAUUAAACGACAAUUAUGAAAGAGUCAAAUGGAGAACAAAGCAAAAUUAUGAUUUCAGUUAUUUAAUGAUGUACAGUCUUUCGAGAGGAAAAUAUUAUAUGCAAUUAGAAGAUGACGUUAUCACCAAACCAGAUUAUAUUAAAACAAUUGAAACAUUUAUUAAACAACAACAUAGACAAGAUUGGUUUCUCUUAGAAUUUUCAAGUUUAGGAUUUAUUGGAAAAUUAGUCCAUACGUCUGAUUUAGAUGCACUUAUUAAUUUUUUUCUACUAUUUGCUACUGAUAAACCGAUUGAUUGGCUUGUCGAUUAUUAUAUGGAUACAAAAUAUUGUCAUUUUGAAGCAGAUAAAAAAUCGUGUACGAGAACAAAGUCAUUAUAUCGUAUACGUUUUAAACCAUCAUUAUUUCAACAUUUUGGCGUAUUUUCAUCAUUAAAAGGAAAAAUUCAAAUAUUACAAGAUAAAGAUUUUGGAAAAAAGUUAAAAUUAUUUUUAGCAAAUGUGAAUCCGCCAACGGUUUCAUUAAAAACAACAUUGAAACAAUCCAAGAAAUAUUCAUUGAUAGGUGCUUACACUGGACAAAAUUUUUUUUGGGCUUCGUAUCCGAAAGCUAAUGAUAUUGUUGAGUUUACGUAUGAUCCGCCUUUAUCAAUAGAAAGAUUAUAUUUCGAAUCGGGUAAUCCUAGACAUCCGGAUGACCGCUUUUUUAACACAACCGUUGAUGUACGACCGUCCGUAUUGCCGAAAGACAAAAACAUUACUUAUAAAUAUGCUGGUCAAGGGUUUUAUACAGUUGCAAAUUUUUCACAUGUAACUGGAAUUGCCGAAGCAACAAUAGAAAAAUCAAUCAAUCCUAUAUCCACAAUCUUAAUUAAACCAACAAAUAAUGUUUCUAAAUAA
Molecule: messenger RNA, 1548 nt
Organism: Didymodactylos carnosus
Lineage: Eukaryota; Metazoa; Rotifera; Eurotatoria; Philodinida; Philodinidae
Source: the annotation of a GenBank genome assembly